AUGGCUGAUCAGAGUAAUAAUGAUGUUAUAAUGGAAGCUUCAAAAAAAGAUCCUAUUGAAAAUAAAAAUAUUAUCAAUAAUCCAGGGGUAUUAACAAUGUAUGAUGCAGAUCCUUUUUUUAAUCUUAAAGAAGAAGUAGAAGUUAUUAAAAAAAGAAUUGAAGGGUAUGUUAAGAGGUUGACAGAUGACUGGAUUCCAUCAUUAGCAACAUGUUUAUUUUCUGAAAAAGAACUUCUUGAAGUUAUCUAUCGAGUUAGGGAAACAUUUUGGAUGCAGCCAUUGUUAAUUCAUACGGCUGCUGAUAUCAUUGUUGUUGGAGAUAUUCAUGGACAAUUUGAGGAUCUUAUUGCAUUAUUAAAUUAUAAUGGUUAUCCACCUAAAACUAGAUAUGUCUUUCUUGGUGAUUAUGUUGAUAGAGGACCUUUUUCUAUUGAAGUCAUUAUAUUAUUAUUUUCAUUAAAAAUAUUGUAUCCUGAAGAUAUUAUACUUUUAAGAGGUAACCAUGAAUCAAGACCAGUCAAUACACAAUACGGAUUUUUGUCUGAAUGUAAAAAAAGAUACUCCACUCAUCUUUAUGACAUUUUUCAAACAGCUUUUGCCAAUAUGCCAUUUUGUGCAUUAAUUGAAAAAAAAAUUCUUUGUAUGCACGGUGGAAUAUCAGAAGAUUUAACGGAAUUUGAACAAUUUGAUCAAAUAGAAAGACCUUGUGAUAUACCUGAUCUUGGAUUAUUGGCUGAUUUAACAUGGGCAGAUCCUGAUUCUAAUAUUGACCAGUAUGAUGAGUCACCUCGUGGGGCAGCCAGAGUUUUUGGUACAACAGCAUUAAAACAAUUUAUGAGUGUUCUUCAAAUAGAUUUAGUUGUCAGAGCUCAUCAAAUGGUUCAAGAUGGUUUUGAAUUUUUUGGUGAUAGAAAAUUGGUUACAAUUUUUUCGGCACCACAUUAUACGGGACAAUUUAAUAAUAACUCUGCUGUAAUGAAAGUAUCAAAAGAUUUAAAAUGUAGUUUUAUUAUUUUUAAACCAUUAGAUAUAAAAUCAGAUGAAUUAUAA
This is a messenger RNA of Strongyloides ratti, 1050 nucleotides long. RefSeq names its product Calcineurin-like phosphoesterase domain, apaH type and Serine/threonine-specific protein phosphatase/bis(5-nucleosyl)-tetraphosphatase domain-containing protein. Lineage: Eukaryota; Metazoa; Nematoda; Chromadorea; Rhabditida; Strongyloididae. Gene Ontology annotation, molecular function: protein serine/threonine phosphatase activity. Gene Ontology annotation, cellular component: nucleus; cytoplasm. The record is from RefSeq and is a predicted model, not a curated record. The transcript is spliced from 2 exons. Bases 1 to 1050 code for a protein of 349 amino acids.